UUGAUGAUAACGUGUGUUUCAACUCGGGAAACGUGUUAUGUUAGGUACACAGGUUAUUAGUGUUAAAGUUAGUGACUCGGAUUGGCAAUAAGUAUAUAUAAUACAAAUGCGGAGGAAUCGCUUUGAUCUUCCGAUAUUCCCGCUUAUUGAAGUGUACCGCAUAAUAGCACUAUGUAUGAUAAGACCAUGCUGCCAUCCGACUAAGUUUUACUGUAUGUAUAUUCACCCCAAGUGCACGACACAUGAGGAGUGACAGUUUUGGACAGAACUGUGAAUGUCUGGAGGAAGAGGAAUAUGCUUGAAUGCCGAUUUAUCUUCGUCCUUGUCGUCCAUUUGGGUGGGUAAACAGCAUUAUGCUGGAUCAACUCAACUGCGUGAAUAACAAAGACGGGGACUCAGAGCAGUCGGACCAUUCCCGACUGUCACCAACUUUUCGGUAAGUGUUUAUAAUGGAACAUGUCAGUCCUGUUGAAAGCCAGGAAAGAUAUAUGUUGAACAAAAAGCUUAGAUCACCAAAUCAACUUGGUGAAAACAACACAAUGGACUCGUUUCAAGAUGGAGGCCAGCAAAACAUGAACACUGAACAGAAUGAUUUCAUGAAUCCAAUGGACGGGCCCCACAUGAAUGCAGACAUGAACAGUUACCCCCCAUCGUCUAGAGAACAGAUGAUGGGGGUUGACAGUUACAGCAGAAUGAAUCAAAACAUGCAUCCUAGUCAAAUGUCUGGUUAUAAUGCCUACAACCGAGAAAAUUUCAACUCUGGCGACCAACAACAUGGCGGUAUGCAGAUGACAGGAAGUGGCGAUUUUGCAAAUCAAAAUUCGCCUUUCCCGGGUCAGUAUUCACAAUCCAAUGCCAGGUCAGGUUUUCAAAGCAAUGUCAAGCCUGUCAUGGGCUCUAUACGACCAGGAAUGGCCCCACCAGGAGGGGGCAUGAUGCCAGGGUAUCCCCAGUCACAGAGGAAUAUGUUGUCAGGGCAAAGUAUUUCACAACAAGGUGGUCCAACCCCUACGCUGAAUCAACUAUUACAGAACCCUAAUGCACCCCCAUCAAGGAUGCCAUCAAACAGUUAUGACUUUCCUCAAAAAGGGGGUAUGGACAUGGGGAACCCGAACAUGCCAUACGGAAUGCAGCAUGGUUGGGGAGGGAACCAGCGACCCAUGGGAAACUAUCCUCAAGGUCCAAUGUCGAUGCCGGGAACGCCUUAUAGAAAUCAGAGCAUGGGAGAAAUGAACCAACCGAGACCCGGAUAUACUUCACCAGGCAACUACCCGCCACAGAGUCAGUAUGGCCAACAGUUUUCACCCAAUUCACGCUAUGGCAUGAUGAGUAGUAGUUCCAGUCGCCCAAACCAGAUGGGAAGCCAGGGAUUUUCAAACCAGGGUGUUCCUUAUGGUCACCAGCAACAAUAUGGUCAACAACAGUCUAACCCUGUGUCUUCUGGAUACUGUGGGUCACCCUCUCAACCUUCUUCUUCUUGCUCCUCCUUGCCUCAACCUCACCCUCCAUCUCAGCAGCUACCCCCACAGAUGUCAGGCCAGCCCCCAGGGCCCACUCCUCCUCCACCCGGAGCGCGACCGUCACCAUCGCCAUCUGAAUCAUCUGUACAUUCUUUGCCACAACAAUCAUCGCCAUCACCAUCACAGUCUUCAUCUACACGUCAACAGCAACAACCUCCAAACACAGCAUCACCGUCACCAAAGCAGCAGCAACAGCCAGCCCAACCCACCAGUCAAAAUCAACAGUCAAGUCCAGUUGGAAGCAAUUCCAAUUGGAGUGCCUCUAACAAAAAAGCCAAUGAAGAUGGUGAAGCAACAGCGGAUUCUCGGAGUGGUGAUGACUUAGGAUGUGAUCCUUCCAGAAAUACACCAACCCCUACAGGUGUGCAUCCAGCAGUGGCAGCGCUCCGCCCUGCUCCCUCACCUGCUGGCUCUACAGGGUCAAGGUCAAACACUCCUGCCUCUCUGUCAGGUAGUACCCAGGCAGGGAGUCCUAUGCCAACUAGACCGUCUUCUGAUGGACAGAACACGCGCAUGACACAGUCACCAAUGGCUACUCAAGGCUACAACCAGCAGAUGAUGCCACCACCACCGAUGGGUCCCAACCAGAUGAACUUUGGACCAGGAAGUGGUGGUAAGAUGCCUGGGAGUGGCAUGGGAGGUAACUCCGUGGGUGGACACUAUCCUCAGUAUAACUCUCAUUUCUCUCAGCCAGGAAUGUAUCCUGGUAGGCAAGGUGGCAAUAUGCAGGGAAACUCUGUGAUGCAGAACUACCCUCAACAAAACAUGUACAAUGGUCCAAGUCAUGGGAAUGCUCACAUGUAUAACAAUAUGCCUAUGGGCAACAGAAACUAUCCAAUGUACAGUAGUGGACAGAGUAAUAUGAUGAAUGUGAACAAUCAGUAUGGUAAUAAUUUCGGGAACCAUAUGGGUCCAGGAUCAGGUCCUGGUCCCGGCCCAGGCCCUGGCCCAGGUCCAGGUCCCGGUCCUGGACAGAACUCUGGGCCUGGGCCAGCUUCUGGUGCUGGCCCUGGUCCUGCAGGUCCAGGAGGACCUAGCCCAGGGCCAAUCGGUCCCAAUGCUGGUCCUGGUCCCAGCCCUGGACCCAAUGGUCCAAGUAGUGGAGGUCCAAGUCCUGGACUUGGUCUAGGACCUGGAAGUCAUUCAGGGAUGUCUCAAAACAGUGGCAUGUCAGGAUCCAUAGGUCAGCAAGGACAAAAUAUGUCGGCAAGUAGUCCUGGACAACCAGUGGUAGCAACUGUACCUGCAGUUAAAGGUGCGCAGGCUGCUGCUCAAGCGGCCUUGAUUGCAGCAGCAAAUUCUGCGAAAGGACCACAACCGGUGGCAGUACGGCCCACCAUGACAAAUCCACAAAGAAUGUACACUCCACCACAGCAAAUGGGCCAAAUGAAUCAAAUGAACCAUGUAGGAUAUGGGCACAACUUCAACUCUAACAUACCAAACUCAAAUAUGAAUCAGAUGCCCAACUCACAUUCGCCAGUGCCUAAUUCUAGUUCUAUGGGUGGCCAUUUACCAUGUACUUCACCAUCUACAAUGCCCAACGAUAAUAAUAGCAUGUCUGUACCAAUAUCUAGUAGUGUUCCUAAUAGUUCUUUACCAAAUAGUAUAGGCGGCAAUAAUAAUGGUUCCGUGUUGCCAGCAACGACAGUGCAACAAAACAAUUCAUCUGGUAACAUGCCGUCUGAUAAUUCUGUUAUAUCUUCAUCAUUAGUCUCUUCCAUGGAUUCAAGUAUGCCUUCAUCAAAUUUCCCUCCAUCUAGGACACCAAAUAUGCAACAGCAUGACUCCAAUUCAUCUAGCUCAACAUUAUCCAAUACAAGUGUUCCAAUUACUGAAAGUGAACUUCAUUCUAGUGCUCCUGAUUCGACACAAAAUAGUCAACAUGAUACUAAAAAGAAGGGCAAUAGUGACCCCCAGGGGGUGGCACCUGUGUGUAAUACGCCCAAUCAAAGCUCUGAUGUAGAUAGCAACUCUUCUGGAGUGACCAAGUCACAUCUUGAAAACCAGUCAAUUGAGGGAAAGGAUCAGAGACUAAAUUCAAUGCCAUCAGACAGUGUGCCAGUUGGUAUGCCAAUGGAACAAGUGUCCUCGCCAUUCUCAUCCAAACAAGAAAUGCCGAUCACUACUACAGCAACAACAACUAAUUCAGAUAUAAAAACUAUAGUGACCCAGAGCAUCACAAGCCCUGUGACAAGUAUAUCUGAGGCCGGGAACAGCAAUGACAGCCAUCAGGAUCACAUUCCCAUUCCCCCACAACCCAACUGUUUACCCAUACCGCCAAUCCCCACGAUAGAGGAGGCUCCAGUUCCUCCCCCACCAUCCACGGAGAAAAAGAAGAAGGAGGGUGUAUUGUCUCAUCCACCCACUCCCGCCAGUUCGGUGGCACCAUCGCCUGGCGGAGCCAGUAUCUCAUCUUGUCACGACGACUUUGACAAUAUUGCCAGUCCGGCUAGCUCUACAUCUGGCCCGGCGGUGGUUCCCUCAUGGGUCACUAUGACAAAGGGCGGUGGUGAUGUAGCAAAGCUGUAUGAGAUGGGAAGUGAACCAGAGAGGAAAUACUUCUUGGAUCGUCUGUUUGUGUUCCUUGAGGAGCGGUCACAGCCUAUCACAUCAAUGCCCUCCAUCAGCAAGCAGCCCCUUGACCUCUAUAGACUCUACUUAAUCGUCAGAGAUAAAGGCGGUAUGCUUGAGGUCACAAAGACCAAGAAAUGGAAGGAGAUAUGCGGGCUUGUGAACAUUGGCACAUCUGCUAGCGCUGCCUUCACACUAAAGAAAAACUACAUUAAAUACCUCUUUUCAUACGAGUGUCAGUUUGACCGUGGUGGCACUGAUCCAGCACCCAUUCUUGCUCAAAUGGAAGCUCAACUACAGCAAAAACGAGAACAGAAGCACCGCCGGGCUCCAUCACCAGCAGGUUCCCAGGGCUCCCAGGACGCAUUCCGACCUCCAAGCACUCCAAAUAGUAACAGUCAGGGCAUGGAGGGCUUUCCACCCUCCAUGGGGCCCAACUACAUGCAGAACUCUGACCAUGGAAUGGGACCAAUGGGACCAGGCAUGCUGCCCCCUAACAGCAAUAUGAUGGGCAACAUGAUGGGCCCCAACUCCAUGGGCAUGCCUCCAAACCACAUGCCCAACAGCAUGCAGCCAGGCAUGAUGGGAGGAAACAUGGGGCCCAGUGGUAUGAUGGGAGGCUACUCCAACAACAUGAUGCCACCCAUGCAUGGACAUGGACCCAACUCUGGUGGACCUGGGGGUAUGAUGGGUAACAACAUGAUGCCACCCAUGGGUGGCAAUAUGGGAAUGCCGGGCAACAGCAGUAUGCACAGUAACAGUGGAAUGCACAAUAAUACUGGUAUGCCAGGAAAUGGUGGAAUGCCAAAUAAUAUGCCAGGCAAUAGUGGUUUACAUAGUAACAGUGGAAUGCCAGGCAGUGGUGGAAUGCCAGGUAACAGUGGAAUGCCUGGCAACAGUGGAAUGCCUGGCAACAGUGGAAUGCCAGGUAACAGUGGUAUUCCUGGUAACAGUGGUAUGUCUGGAAACAAUAGUGGUAUGCCUGGUAGCAGUGGUAUACCCAGCAAUAGUGGGAUUCCAGGAAACAGUGGGAUACCAGGAAACAACAGUGGCAUGCCUGGUAACAAUGCUAUGCCAGGAAACAGCAACAGGCCACCUGGAAAUGGCAGUAUGUCUGGUAAUAGUGGUAUGCCAGGGAACAAUGGUAUGAUGACAGGUAUACCCACAAAUGCCAACAGUGAUAGUGUUACGUGUCAGGACCCAUUUGCCGAUGAGCCACGCAAUGGACCAUAUCCCCGGCAAGGAGCCACAAAUUCCCCCAUGCCAACUUACUCAGGAAUACCUCCCCAUCAGCCGCCCAGCAGCAGCGCAUCCAACACAUUCAACAGUAGCAGCAGCAACAACAGCAACAUGAAUCGUCCAAAUAUGCCGGGUUUUAACAUGCCUAACCCUGCCAGUAUGAACAGUUUUGAGAGUGUUAGUGGUGGGCACGGUGGGCCUACACCGCUUGACCCCCAAUUUAGUGAACCCUCUUCCUUCAGGCGGACAGAAAGCUUUCCUAACAGUUCUCGGUCAACAGAAUCUAUCAUUAGCAGUCAGUUCAGCAGCACAACUACAAACACAACCUCGGUCUCUUCCAUAGGAAGGCAAUUUCCAUUUGGUGAUCAGUUCACCAAACCUGAAAGGUUCGGUUCUCCCACAGCCCCUUCAGUGCAAUCUUCAUCCCCACAACUUCCUGUCAGCUCGCAGCCUUCAGCAUCUCCUUCAUCCCAGCAUCAACAACCAUCAACAGCCCCUUCCUCUUCUCUGAACAGCCAUCAUCCAUCUGGGCCACCCCAGCUUCCUCCUCAGCCCCCUCAAGUAGACCCCAUGUAUUCAUCUCGCUUCAGUGGCCCACAGCCAAUGAUGUCAUCACAUCCAGGGUCUCAGGGACACAUGGAACAGUAUGGUGGACCUCCAAGUAACUACCCCUCUAACCAGUCACCUCAGUCCGGCUACCCAGGAGGCAAACCUGGCAUGGGUGUUCCAGAAUCCUACCCAGGAUACCCUAACCAACAGGGUCAGUUUCAGGGACCCAGACCACCCAUGGGACGGGAGAUGUCAAUGCCACCUGGUGGCAUGUAUGGUACACCAAACAAGCGAUAUCCACCUCACGAUGGAUAUAUGGGUCAAGGCUAUAGCCCCCAGUCAGGUUACUGUGAUCGGCCUAGCCCAGGCCCCGGUCCUUACCAGCAUCGACAGAGUCGGGACAACAAGAUGUCGCCAUACGAUAACCAAAUGACACCUGAUGGGCUUCGAGACAUGCAAUUUUCACCUAUGGCCAAGCGAUUUCACCAGCAUGCAGGACCAGGCUACCCAGGAGCCCCAGGGAUGGGUCCUGGUGGGCCAAACAUGCCCUACAUGCAUAGCCCCUAUGGGAGUCGCAGUGGCCACCAUAUGUCUCCCCCACGUGAGAAAUCUAUGUACAUGUCUCCAAAGCCGGUUCAGAAGCAGCAUAUGACGGCAUUUCCUCCUAAGAAAGAGGUUACGUUUCCCCCAGACAGUGUUGAAGCAGUCACUCCUUCACUGACAAAACGACGGCGACUGACCAAGGCUGAUGUGGGUCAGAUAGAGGCCUGGCGACUCAUGAUGGCACUGAAGUCAGGUUUACUGGCAGAGAGCACCUGGGCACUUGACACACUAAACAUUCUCUUGUAUGAUGACUCAACUGUGUCCUACUUCAGUCUGAACCAUCUACCGGGGCUGCUUGAAGUGCUACUGGAACAUUUCAGACGUUGCCUUAUUGAAAUGUUUGGGGAGCCUUUUGUUGCUAUGGAGAAACAGACAAUGGCUACGCCGUUGGAGAAACUUGACACAUCGGCCUCUCCUAAAAUUGAAGAUGUUAAGGAGGAAAUGGAACAAGAAGAAGAAGAAGAAGAGGAAGUGGAACAGGUGGAGAAGGUUGAAGAAGAAAAGGAGGAGAAAGAGAAAGUUGCUGAUUCGAUAGACAAUUCGGGUAAUGGUGCUAAGUACAGUGACAAAAAGUUGACAGAUUUCACCUUGACAACGAGGAAUGGACUAAAUGUUAAAAUCGUAGAUACAGAUGAAUUAGCACCAUCAGAUCCAAAAUCUUGGGACGUAUAUUCAGGUUUCUCCUUCCAACAAGGUCAUUGGCAACUUGGGUGUGGAGAUACAUCUCGUCACAUUGUUCCAUUCUUUGCUAGUGAAAAAGAAAACAUAGUGUACAAAAAACUCUUCAUUCGACCACCAAUGAAGUUGAAGGAUAUUAGUGAAUUACAUUUUAAGGAAGAGGAAGAAUGUGAAAGUUCAGCAGAGGAUAUGGAGGAGGGGGAUGUGGAAGGUGAGGAAAAAGAGAAUCGUUGUCUUUGUCCAUCUCAGGACUGUAGUGGAAAGGGCAAAGAGUUUGAGGAUGCGGUUGUGGUUAAGGAGACUAUAGAGGAGGGGAAAAUCUCCAUUAAGAAUGUUAAUAAAACUGAGGUGCUGAAUUGUUCAACGGACACAAAAAAGUUAGGCAAAGAAAACAAGCAAGAAAAGAAAAAUAACAUUCUUAAACAUGUACAGAUCAAAAAGGAAGUUUGUGACACAGAUGAGAAAGUUGUUGAGUCGUCAGAGCCUCCAGCUGGUAUGGAGGUGGAUGUGAAAAAGGAGGAGAGCCCGGAGAGAACAUCAGAGGAAGGACAGGAAUCGAGCAAAGAUGGUGAGAAAGAAGAGUUGGAAGAGAAUAAGAUCAACAUAAAAACAGAGAUGGUGGGAGACUCGAAUGUGUGUGUUAAAUCUGAAAGUGAUGUAGACAGUCUUUCAGGCCAAUGUUGUGGCAAAAGAUCUCAUGAGGAGGUGGAACUUGAGGAUGAAUCUUAUCAGCGUGAUGAGCCACCUCUCAAUGUAAUUACAGACGCUCGAGAUGAACUCGGCAGACGUUGUAUUUGUAUAUCAAACAUAUUCCGUAGCUUAUCGUGUGUACCAGGCAACGAUGCCAAAAUGUCAAAACAUGCAGGUUUGUUAUUCACGCUUGGUAAGCUGCUACAACUACAUCACCGUCAUCUACCUCGCAACACGACUCGCAAAAAAUUUGACCGGGACGAGAGCGAGCUGGAGGAUUUAAUGGACUCCAGUCACAUUGAGGCAGAGUGGUGGUGGAACUACCUCGCUAUGUUACGGGAGAACACAUUAGUGAUAUUUGCCAACAUCAGUGGACAGCUACGCCUGUCAGCCUACCCUGAGGAGAUCUGUAUGCCCAUCUUGGACGGUCUGCUUCAUUGGGCAGUUUGUCCAUCAUCAUGUGCGACAGACCCCCUCCCUUCCACACCUUCAUCCGUCCUGUCCCCUCAGCGGCUGGUCCUUGAGGCCAUGUGUAAACUCUGUAUACAUGCUGCUAAUGUUGACCUGCUCUUGGCGACCCCACCGUUUAGUCGUAUCAUUCAGCUUUUCAGCAUCCUUACAAAGAUGUUGGCUAAUCGCAGUGAGCCUGUGACUCUCGAGUUUGCCAUUGUGUUGUUAUCAGAACUAGUUCAGGGGGAAGAUAGUGCGGUUAGGGCAAUAGCAUUGCAGCACCCCACCAUCUCCUUACUGCUUGACUUUUUAGAAACAGCAGAACAGAAAGCCAUGCAAGUGGUCAAUCUACAUGGUAUAAACAUCCUGCGGGAGAACCCUGAAAUGAUGGGCACUAGUUUGGACAUGCUUCGUCGUGCAGCAAACAUUCUGCUUCAUCUAUCAUACAACACGCAAAAUAGACGCUUAUUUGGGCAUCAUCAGCAGAGGCUACUGUCCUUAGUUAUGUCUCAGAUUCUCGACCAGGUCGUGGCUCAAAUUCUCUCGGAUGUCAUGUUCCAGUGCUUUCAAAGCGACUCCUAGUACUUUUUACAUAUAGUUGUUAUCUACGCUAUUAUCAUUAUUACAAUACUUCUUCAAAAAAGGUGAAAAGUUGCAUUGUUAUUGGAAAAGAAUAUUAAAGCCCAAGUUUUUCAUACAUCGCGUAUGUGUAUAGUAAAUAAUAUAUUAUUACAUCCUCAUUGUAUAUGUAUCAUUAUUGAAGUUUGUUGUUGUGGCAACAUCAUUCCCUUGUGUGCACAUUAAAGUUGUACAGUGUAUAUGUUUAUCAUCGCCCAAAGUUUGUAAAAUAAAUGAAGGAAAUGUAAUGUGCAAGUUACUAGUGUAUAUUAUGACAAGAAACUCCCGGAGUUUUUCAGGAGGAAUAAUGUGUUGGUAUAUUGUAAUAUACAGUGAUACUGCCAGUGAUUUUCGCAGUCAAUUCCCACUUUUCUUAGUUUUGUGUGAGCCAUUUCUUCUGUCAAAUGUUGUGUAAUGUAUGUGGCCACAGAGAAAAUAUAUAUCCCAUAGUACACAUAACAGUCAAUUCAGCAUUUUUAUUUUUCUACAUUGGCUCAUGAUGAAUACUUACUCUCAUUUUUUUUUUUUUUCCUAAAGAAAAAGAAUUAAAAUCCUUCUGAUUUGUUACAUUGUAACAUGGAGAAUAUAUAAAAAAUGAAUUUAUUGUGAAGAGAAAUUCAAGAGUGCAUAAAACAUGGUUGAUAGAAUUUGCUAUUGGAGAAUGUAUAUUUCAAGAUGUGUGAAGUUGUAAGUCGGCUUCCCAGGCAGGUGGAAGGGAGCGAGAGCUGUAAAAAUGAUAGGCGUUUGCAUGCAGUCUUUCUGAUCCAUUUCAAAGUUGUUCAAAUGGAUUUCAAAAUAUUAAGUUAUCAUUUACAUAUUUAUAUGAUAACCAUUAUAUUUUUAUUAUUUACUUACCCUACAAUUUCAAUUUCUCCCUUUUUUAUGACUUGUGUUUUUCGAUAGGAAGAGACAGUAUUUAUAUGAUAAAUGUUAAUUCAUAGAACUGUUGUGUAUGUUCAUCAAUUCAUCAUUUAUCACUUUCAAAAGUUGUAUGUAGAGAUGAAAACUGCACUGCUAAUGUAAUGUUGAUAAUAUAUCUACGUAUAUGGAUCACUGACAAAAUGUGUGUAGAUUUUCGUUUUGUAGUAAAAUAUUUCAUCAUUCGUUUUUUCAUCCUGUAUUUCUGAUGAUCAUCUUUGUGCAGCAGCUUUAUACUGUAUGUCAACAAGAUUCAACUAAAUAAAUGUAAAUAUUUUAA
Molecule: messenger RNA, 10116 nt
Organism: Ylistrum balloti
Lineage: Eukaryota; Metazoa; Mollusca; Bivalvia; Pectinida; Pectinidae
Product: trithorax group protein osa-like
Exons: 18
Coding region: 450-8882 (2810 amino acids)
Biological process (GO): chromatin remodeling; positive regulation of DNA-templated transcription; regulation of transcription by RNA polymerase II
Cellular component (GO): SWI/SNF complex; nucleoplasm; brahma complex
Molecular function (GO): DNA binding; nucleosome binding
Source: RefSeq, a predicted model, not a curated record